Neocloeon triangulifer is the source of this 8978-nucleotide messenger RNA. Its product is annotated as titin-like. Gene Ontology annotation, biological process: regulation of transcription by RNA polymerase II. Gene Ontology annotation, cellular component: nucleus. The transcript has 22 exons. Gene Ontology annotation, molecular function: DNA-binding transcription factor activity, RNA polymerase II-specific; RNA polymerase II transcription regulatory region sequence-specific DNA binding. Lineage: Eukaryota; Metazoa; Arthropoda; Insecta; Ephemeroptera; Baetidae. The record is from RefSeq and is a predicted model, not a curated record. The coding region runs from base 320 to 8368 and encodes 2682 amino acids.
GCGAAAACGGUCCAAGCAAGAAAGAGAAAAACACGCAAGAAGUGAGUUCGGAGUUGCUCGCCUCAGCCGAGGUUCUGCAUUUCGACUGAUAAUCCGCGAGUUCGGUUCGUCAGCCAACUGGUGCGGUCUCCACUGACGGAUUCGCGAUUGGUUUUGCUGAAUAUCGUUCGAGUGAAACUGUGAUUUCUGCGAGUUGUGUGCCACGCCUGGAUUAUCCAGCAAAGAGAUUCUCUGCUAUUCACCAUGUGAAUUUCCUCCGCAGUAUGGGAUUUCAACUGUGGAAAAAGAGGAAGAGCAGAUUUCAAAGUCUUGAGGGCAGAUGAUGCCAACGGAGGCGAUGAGACUGGACGCAGAGGAGGAGGCAGCCCGCGGGGCGGUGGAGCACCUCCUGAAAACCCUGGAAAAGGAGCCGGCCGCCCCGGAGAAGCAGCUCGAAAUCAAACAGGAGCCAGACAAAAUGGAAGGAGAAAUGAAAAAUGGCACUGAGAAAGACGACGGAGCACAAACCGCAUCCGACGGCAAUGAAACGGAUGAAGAGUUGCGCUUCAUAUCGAUGUAUAUAAAACAAGAAGAGGAGAUGGAGCCCAUCGAAGAGAUGCAGACUGAGGUGGUUUCCAGCGUUGUGAUCAACCUGCUGGACCACAUGGAGAACAACGUGAACAACACUGAGACAGUCGAUCUUGAGAGUGAAGCAGUGAACGGCCAUUACAGUUUGCCGAGUGAGCUGCCAAUCAAGGAGGAAAUUGUGACCCAGAGUGAGGAGGAAACCAACGAAAAAGAUCAGCAGCUUGAUAUUGUGAGCCACAUAGUUUUGAACAGAGACAGUGAAAAUGAAGAUGAGGCUGCUGAAGAAGUUGUGCAAAAAGAACCUCAAGUGGAAACAAAAUGUUUGGAGGAGGUUUCAGAGAAAAGUCCUGAGACUCCCAAAGUAAGGGUGGACGAAAAUGUGGAGAGCGAAGUGUCAACCUGCGUGUCCAGUUUGUGUGACGUGCUCGACUCAGUCGACGAAGUCGUCAGCAAAGUUGAGAAGUCGCCAAAAUCAAAGAGCAAACCGGCUGAGAAAGAAACAGAAACUGCCAAACCACCUGAAAACAAUGAGAAAGAAAAGGUUGAUGAAGUCAAGGAGGAUGGAAAGGAGCUGCCAAAGAUAGACCCUGUUGAUACAGAAAAGGUGGAAGACAUUCCAAAGACUCCUUCCGUGAAAGAACCAAAAGUUGUUGCUCCGAGUGAGCCUGCCAAGAAAAAGGAAGCUGUCAAGCUGCCGCAAAUAGUGCCUUGUGUCCCACCAGUAGUCGAAAAGGCUAAGAGGAAGCCGCGAAAGAAAAAGCAGGAGCCAAUCGUGGCGCCUGUCCUGCCUUUUCCUACCUCGUUCUUCCCUCCCCCACCAUUGUUAGCUCCACCACCUGCACUUGCCUUCAACUUUCCUGCACAAAUACCUGUUGACCUCAGCGUGGCAAAGAAAAAGGUGCAAAAAGUGGCGCCCAUUUCCUCCGUGAUGCCUCAACUGCCUCAGCUACCUUCGUCCUCUGCCGCUGACCAAGUGCUUGACCUCAGCGUCAGGCGCAUUCCUCGAUCAGAGAAGAAAGUCAAGCCCAUCAAAAGGCUGUCCAAGAAAGCGCUGCAGAGCGUCUUCCACCCCUACGUCAACCCUGCAGACCUGCUUCAGGUGGGAGUGCCGCCCAUGCUGCUGCCUCCAAUGCCCAUGCCUCACUUGGAGGCAAGGAAAAGCAAAAAGGCGGCGCAGAGUGCACCCCCGCCACAAAGAAUUACACCUUUUGUGUUCCACAUUGAGGACCGCCACCUCGGCAUUGCCCCUAAUGGAACAAAGCUUUACAACUGUGACAUCUGCAGCGGCUCCUACCAGCGGCAGUUCAGCCUCAAGAGGCAUUAUCUUCGAUCCCACAUCAACACUCGGCUGCUCUCUGACCGCGACGCUGCCAACUGCGGAAUCAUCAUUGGCCCCGAUACUCCUCCCAACGUAACUGAUCUCUACCGGUGCCACUUCUGCCCGGCCCUGUUCUUCCGUCACAGGGAGGAGUUGAUGAAUCACCUGACCUUGCACCCUGACGACUCGAUUGCCUCUUCGGGCAGUCCAGUGCUGCCCCUGGGCCCUCCUUCCCAAGUUUUCUCCUGCGAACACUGCUCCACUACCUUUACCAAUAGAAUCAACUUGCUCAAGCACCAAGCCCUUCACCAGGCACAAGAUUUUCCCUGCUUCUACUGCUACAGAGUAUUCUCCUCCCCCACUGCCCGAGAGCGUCAUCAUGUGCAGCACACCAACAAUGACAAUCAGCACCCUUGCAUGUUUCUCUGCGGCAAGACUUUCAGGACCUUACCUGAACUAAGAUCCCAUCUGCAAGUUGCGCACAACAAGGAAUAUUUUGGAUGCUCGAAAUGCACUGAGCGCUUUAUGGACACUGCCCAGCUGGAUGUGCACACUCGCAUGGCCCACCCAGGCCCAGUCCACGAACCGCCCAUAAUAAGCAUCACUCCAAUCAUCGAAGAGCCGUUGCCACCACCUCUUCCACCCAAGCAGCAAACCUCUGAGGAGUCAAUCAAAUAUUCUUGCAGCAUGUGCAACGAAAGCUUCCCAAGCUACGUCAGCAUGUGCAAGCACCGACGAGUGGCUCAUGGCACUGUUGGGAAACACACCAAAACUGCCUCACCUGCAAAGACACCAAAAGAAAAAGAAACACCAUCUGCCACCAAGAAGAGUCCUGUUGUAUUAUAUUUAGAGAGCAAGGAGGAGCAGGAAGUUCAAGGUGAAUUUUCCCUGCCAAAUUUGUCUGUUGGAAAACAGACGGUGGCCUUGACUUCUGAAGUCACAAUAUCAGCGUUGCCCCCCGAGGAAGACCAAGCUGCCAGAGUGGAAGAGCAGCCAGUGCUGAUAAUAGAGAAAGUCAAUGAACCACCUAAGCCAGUUCCAGUCGAGCUUCCGAAACCAGUACCCGCUGCUGUCGCAGAAACUGCCACGGCAGUUGAAAAGAAGAGACCCAACAUCAAAAUUAAAGUGAAGCUCAAUUUGGGCAAAAAGUCGCAAAAGAGCAAGAAGAAAUCGUCACCGAAAGUAAAACCCAAGACUGUCUUGAAGCUGAUCCAAAAAGAGCGUACGAAAGAAACCGAAAAGCCAGCGGAUGAAGCUGUUGAAGAAAAAGAGAAAGCACCUGUUGAGUUGCAAGAAAAGAAAGAAACUGUGAAGCAGGUGCCUGUUAUAAAAGUGGCGUCUCCUGUUGUCCCGGCAGAACCUGAACCAAUUAUUCCUGAACCUGAAGAGCCUGAAGAGACUCCUGUUCGUCUGAACCACCCUAAAAAGUAUCUUAGCAAAAACCGGGCAAAAUCGCCGAAGCAGGAGGACCUUGCUCAUUUGUGUCUGAGCACCCAGUUUGUGAUUCAGAAGAGGCUCUCUGCCAAGAAGAGUAAGAAGGCCAUCGGCGGAAAGAAGAUGUCUCGAAAGUCUUCAUCUAGACCAACACGCAACAACCCGCACACUUCUGAGGACUUGGCAAGUUUCUUGCAUGGGCUGGACCUUGGACUGGCCAAAUAUCAGAUGCCUCCCGAGAGAACCUCCAGGAGGAGUAAAAAGCUGCUGGAGGCUGAAUAUGUGGUCGAGGAGCUUAUUGAGGAAGGUUUCAGUGGUGACUGGAUCAGACCGAAAAGAUACAUUUGCCACAUAUGCAGAGGUCAUUUUUCGGAACUCUGGGACUUAGAUGACCACGUGAAUGAGGUACACACCAACAUUUGGUGCACUUACAUGGAUGUGGACGCUGCCACCACUCUGCCAGACGACUUGUUUCAACGCUCGAUCGAGCCUAACGGCUUAGUCAGUGAGGCCCCAGUCCUUCCACUGACCAAUCCUGCCGAGAGCAACUGCACAAAGUGCGGAAAAAAUAACUCGACUCUGCCUGAUUUGCACAAGCACAUGCUUGAAUGUGGUGGAGACACAACUUGGAUGCUGAACAGUCCAAGGAAAAGAAAGCAGUGGCGGCCGUUUGGUACCAGGAGGAGAGCCCGCAGAGGAAUGAAGAGAAUUCCCUCCAGUCCGAUGAAAAUUAACCGGGCUAAAAAACAAGAUGGUGAUACUAUCCAAAAAAUGAUAGCCAACUUGCCCUCAAAAAGGGGCAGUAGGCGUGUCAUCAACUUCAAUGACGAUGAAAUCAAAACUCGAAGCCAAGCAACUAUUCAUAGUCUCCGACCAGCAGCUGCCAAUCAGAAUUCUUCCAAAGCAAAGCUCAACACAAAGCCGUCACUGCCAAAAGGAAGAACGCAGGCCGUUGCAGAGCGUAGAUCGUCUUCCGACUCCAGCAAAAGUUCCGAAAAAUCAAGCAAAAUUUCUGAUAAAUCCAGCAAACAGACUGCCAAACCACUGCCUGAAGAAGAACAGAAAAAGGCUGAGAAUCCAACUGAAAGUCAAACUCCUAUCAUAGUCAAGCUGAAGAAGAAGAAAGUCUUCAAGAAAGUUGCCGAAACCGCACCUGCAGAAGAAAAGCCUGAGCCAGCUAUCGAACCUGCAGAGACACCUUCUGAGGAGAAACUUGUUGAGUAUGGACCAAAACACAACAAGUACGCAGCAACAGCCUGUCCAUAUUGUGACAAGGGUCUCCUCAAUCACUUCUCACUGAUUCGACAUUUGAAAAUCUGCCCUAAGGAACCAAACAAUGCCUCCCAGAAGCAAACCAGCGCUGAAGUGCCAAAGAAAGCUGCAACAAAAGAGGUGAAGGAGGAAAAUCUGGUCAAUGCUUGUCCUCUGUGCAAUGAGAUAUUCUCUUCAAGCAAAUUGCUUGAACGCCAUGCUUCCAACUGCUGCGAAAGUGCCUCUGAAAUUAGCAACAGAAAAAAGGUGUUCCGCAGGCGAGCAUCUGAAAUGUCAGAAGCGUCGAAGAAAUCUAACGCAGAUAGUGAAGCACAAGGAAGCGACCCUGACAUCAGGAAGUCUAAAAAGGUGGGGAAGCUCUUGAAUCCUCGCAAAGAUGCAACCAAAAAGCUCAUUCAAAAGGCAAAGCUGCCUGUUUCUCUUCAGAGACUGGGUACUUUGAAGAAGAUGGAUGCCAUCAGAGGGGCGGAGAGUGGAUCUGAUUCAGAAAAGCCAAAGAAAAGGAACAGGGAACUGGAAAAUUUAGCUCUCUCAAUGUCAAUAUUCAAAUCAACUGACAGUAAACUGAAGAAAGCUCAACCAAAGGAAAAAAGUAAACCUGUCACGAAAGCUGGGAAAAGAGGAAAGAUUCUAGAAGACGUCAAAGUUGAACCAGAGACCAAUUCUUCUCAAGAAACCAAUAAAGAGGCUGUUGAGACUGUUGGUCAUUUGAUUGACAUGGUGGAGAACCAAUCCGGAGAGAGUGGCAAGAGGAAGAAGUUUGGAAAGAAAUCAAAAAAGAUAUUCAAAUCGUCUGCUUUGGUGGAGACUGACUCUGAAAGUUCUGUCCCAGUUCCCGAAAAGGCGAUCGAAGAGAAAGUCGUAGAGGAUGGCGGCAAAAAGACGAAAAAGUCUACUAAGGAAACAGAAAUUCUUGAGGUCAAGGUGGAAAGGAAGAAAAGUUUGAAAAAGAAAAAGAGUGAGAUUGAACCUGAAGCUCCUCAGUCAGUUCCCAAGGAAGAAGAGUUACCCGAUAAGAAACCUGGAAAGAGUAAAAAGAAGAAAGAGGGCAAGGCCAAAAAGAAUAUCGCCUUUGCAGAUACAGAGGAUGACUUGCCACUUUCGCAAAUAAUCAAAUUAAAGAAAACCGAGGGUGCUGAGACAGCACAAAUUCCUUCUGAGUCAGAGAAGCUGAAGAAGAGUAAGAAAAAAAGUGAGAGCAAGGAGUCUCCUCAGAAGAAAAAAACAAAAGUUGAAGAGGUUGUCGAAGUGGCAAGUUCCUCAAAACGGCCUGUUGAGGAGGAAGAAGAAGUGCCAGAGGAACCGCCAGCAAAGAAGAAACGAGGCCGGAAGAGCGACGAAAACAAAACUGGUCCUAUGAUUACCUUCUGUGCCGCCUGCAAAACAAGUUACUCCACAGCUUUCAACUUCCACAAACACCUGAAGUCAAUGAAGCACUUGAAUAAUGUCAUGGGCGAAGGCAUGGAAGAAUUAGACGUAGAAGACCCUGUCACCAAAGACAACGAGGAGGAUGGAAUUGUCCCUGACGCAGAGCUUGAAAAGGAAGAAGAGGAGGAAGAUUUGGAUGAAAUCGUUUUCCCCUUCAUCAAAGAAGGAACUCCUCCGUUUCCACCUCCUCCACCUCCAAAUUCGCCAUUUUCUCCAAUGGAGGAAGAGAAAAUUCCAGAGAUUGCUGAAGAAGUGACUAAAUCCUUCGAAGAAGUGAAAGAGAGAAAAGAGGCUAAAGUGAAGUCAAAAGAGGUCGUCGCGCAGGAAAAGUCCGACGAUGAGGAAGAAUGGUUCCAGCCUACACCCCUUCAGCCACCUCCAAAGUGGGAUUUCGACGCUGUCCGAGACUCUGUUCCCAACUGGACGGCAAAACCAGCCCCCCUGCCAAUGGCCCCUUCCACUGAGGACCCCGUUCCUCCACCUCAAGAAAUCGCCGAUGAGGACAAAAACUAUGAUGACGUUUAUGGAGGCAUUGUCAACCAACUGAUUCAGCACUCGGACUACCCGCCCCCACCCGAAGUGGCACCCCUGAUGCCAGUGGUCUCUGUGCCACCCAACCCCUACCUCAUGGGUAACUACGAGGGCCAGCAGUCCUUGGAGCAAAUCCAGCAGGCAAUGGGUGCCACUGACGAGGAGAUGGCGAUGCUGGAAAACCUCGGCGGUGGCACCUCCUUGGUCGCCUUUGUUUAUGACAACUCGAGCUCGUACGAAGCAGCUGCCCAGCAGCCGGGAUGUUCCGCCACUCUGGUCAACUUGGCCAACGCCACGGGGCCAAUUGAGCCUUUGGAGAACGCAGAAAUCAUGGACUUGGAUAACCAGAUUAGUGAACAAGAGCAGAGCACCGCCGAAGAAGUGGCCAGAGAGGAAGUCUUCCUGCCUCCUGUAGUGGCAAAUAUCAAAUAUGCGGCAAAGUCUAGUGUGCCACUAGAAACGGCCGCCGAGAUCUCGGAAGACCUCGGUUCGACUUCCAGCUCGUCGAAACUGCUCUCCAUGUAUGAGCAGAAGGAAAUGGUCUGCCCCAUGUGCAGCAAACACUUUUUGGGUCUGCAGGCACUCGAAGCUCACAUUUCGUGGGCGCACAAGGUCAAGGACACAAAGAUGAACAUCCAGACUGAUGUCAAUAAUGCUGCCAAAUCGAGUGACCAAAUUGCGAGGGAACGCGACUGUCUGUUAGUGGGUCUGGCAGCGGCCAACAUGCUGCACCACGCUGGAGGCAUGAGGAGUGGCGUCCUCCGAGCGGCGGCCGGCGCCGUGGCCGACGAGUGCGCCCAGAAGAAACGCAAAAUUGCGUGCUUUGUCUGCAAAGAGCUGUACACAGACAUGGUGGCGCUCAACGCGCACAUACGAAAGCAACACGUCAAGAGCAAGGUUGAGAUCAACACCAACGCUACCGGCAACGGUCUCAAGGCCAAAAUGACCUCUGCCCUUGGUGGGCUGCUCGACAGGGCGUUGUCCAGCAUGCUCGGAAAAGUGCCACUGCCCCCAGUCGAAAAGUCAAUGAGUUUCUACCGACCGAAGUCAUAUUUAUUUGAUGGCAGUUCAAAAGAGGACGCAGAUGACAGGGCUUCGCGCACCCCGCUCAUCAAUCUGGAUACCCCUCUCACCCUGACCGCUAUAGCCAAGCAGGCCAUCAAGCCCGUCUCCAUUUCAGAACAAUCAAUGGAAGAAAGUGGCAACGAAGAGUCGCUGGAAUCUGUGAUAAACAAGAGAAGAAAGUCAGCCUUGAAAGAACUUGCUCCAAAGCCGGAAGAGGUUGAAAAGCCGCCUCUGUUCCCUGAGUACACUUUCACUCCGAGUUCCUUUGACCCUAUUUUGCCAGAACCACAAGGCCCGGAUAUGCAGUGUCCCAUUUGCUUGGGAGCCGUCAAGCAUUUCCAUUCGCUUUGCAGACACCUCAAAACACAGCACACGGAAUGGGCAAUGAACACAUUCAACACAGAUCUAUUUCACUACCUGAUCCUGAAGCGAGAUAACCCUCCCAUCACCAUCAACAAAAAGUACACCAUUUACAUCCCAGGUAAGAACAUUCAAUCCCCAGUUGACCCACCAGACAGUCAGCAAUGGAACUUAGUCAACAGCAAAGUGAGCCCUCAAGAGCCAGUGCAGGAGGACCCGCAGCUCACACAGCGCGAAGGAUCUCCGAGCAAAGACGAAGACGACGACAUAAGAAUCAAAGCGUACGCAGCUUUGCAGCAAUUGUGCAACAAAAAGUCGCUUAGGGGCUCCAAACGCCGACCCCUGAAUCUGAACGACCUGGCCCAAGCAGAAAAGGACUCGGGACCUUCGUGAUUUUGGCAUUUUUUUUCACUUGGCUUUUUUUUUAAUUAUUUUCAAGCAGAGUGCUACACUUAAAAUAUUUGUUUGCUCUUCUGUGAAAACCAACCCUGUAUUAAUUCCAUGGUAAUGUUUUAGUUAUCCGACCCAGCAGACGUUCUGGGUCCAUUUGUAAAUAGUAGUGUAAAAUUUAUAUAUAAAUAUAAAUGUUAGUGAAAUGGGACAGUCAAUAUUAUACGCCCACACAAUUGAAGAAAACCACUUUGUGCCUCUCAACCAGAAUUAGAUAACUGCAACUCUAUAUUAUAUUUUACCAACCAAAAAUUAGGGUGGAAGACAUUUAAUAAUUUUGAUUUUUUUUUGUAACUGCAGACUCCAUAAUAAAUUAAUUAACCUCUCAUUACUGUAUAGAUCGAUGAUUAAAAGUAAUAUGGUUUUUGUUGUGUGACCAGCAGUUUAAUGUGUACAGCACAUCGUUGUUAAAUGUGUUUGGAUACAUCUUUGAUUUUGACGAUAAUUAUUCCAGGAAACACUUGCAAAAAAGAGAAUGUUGAUCAAAGACUGUUUAAAAUAAAUCAAUGAUUUAUGAUCUUACCAUAAAUAAGUUUUAUGUUUCAAUCUUUUA